Molecule: messenger RNA, 2317 nt
Organism: Notodromas monacha
Lineage: Eukaryota; Metazoa; Arthropoda; Ostracoda; Podocopida; Cyprididae
Source: the annotation of a GenBank genome assembly
AGAAGUUAAUGCGCCGAAAACGUGCUUCAUAGAAAUAUCCAGAGGUAUCACUUUUUGUUGUUGUUUAAACCGUGAAAUGCCUGCUGUCGUUGCUCGUUUGAAGCGCUUCGUUCGCUCCGCAUUCUUCAAUGUCGUUUGGAUCCCAUCGGUCGCCGUCGUACUGGCUGGAUCUGCACCUCCAUACAUCGUUGCGUGGGUAGUGUGGCGUGGCGCCACUGCCUUCCUACCGAAAUGGGUUUACCAAGUCGGGGACGACUUCUUGUACUUCAUCUACCAAAAUUGCGUCCUCUUUUUCUUCGAAUAUAUGACCGGAGUUCAGGUACUUGUUGAUGGAGAUUACAAAGAAAUCUUUUCGAAGAAGGAAAAUGCGAUCUAUCUUGGAAAUCAUCAAUCCACAGUGGAUUGGGUUCUGAGUAACAUGGUUGCCGUUCGCCAAGGCUCACUAGGCAAUCUACGCUAUGUGAUGAAGUCAUCGUUGCAACAGAUUCCCUUGUACGGCCUUUACUUCUACGAACACGGCUGCAUUUACGUGAACCGGGGAAAUUUUGACCCGGAAAAAAUGAUUGCCGGGUUGAGCUAUUUGCGACAUCCACGCAUUAAUACAUGGAUGGUCGUGUUUCCGGAAGGAACUCGGUACGGGCUGGCGAGGAAGCCGCGAUCUACAUCGAAUGCUAUUGACAACUCCGCUCCACUUCAACUUGCUGCCCAACAGGAUGGUAAUUUGCCUGAUGUGAAGAAGGAGGGAUCUUUGCGAACCCCGAAAGUGGAGCUGAAACACCACCUUACCCCAAAAUCACGGGGAACGUGGUUGGCGUUGCAGACUCUGCGUCAGCAAACCAAUGCAGUGUACAGUGCGUCGGUUGUGUACGACGGUUGCAUUGACGAAACAGGGAAAAGAAGGGUUGCCCCUCAGAUUUUAGGGUUUCUUAGGCGUGAGAGCAAGUGGAUUUAUAUCCACCUAAAGCGCAUCCCAAUUGACGAAGUUCCGAGCAGGGAAGCUGAUUUCCAAGCAUGGCUUGACGAUUUGUUCACUGAAAAAGACAAGUUGAUCGGAGAUUUUUUCUCACCGGAUGCCGAGACCCGGUCCCGUGCAUUAGCCCGAGGAAAACCUGCGAGAUCGCAUUUAGCAGCUGCAAUCUUCGGACUUGUGACGAUGGCUGCAAUUUCUAUUCCAUUUUUCUUGUCCAGUGCAGGGAAAGCUUUGUACUGGAAGGUGACAAUCUUCGGGUCUCUCAUUGGUUACUCGCGACUAGCACUGGCGGCUGUGGCUUGAACUCAUUCAAGAUUCCCGGCAUAUUAUUCUGAUUUCGUUUUCGCAGUUUCACAAUUUGUUAGAGCAACGUGAAAGCUGAGGUUAAGCAGAGGCAGUUCAUUCCGAAAAAAUUCAGAAAACUAGCCUCGCUUUGGAUCUUUAUGACGUUUUUUUCGGGAGAGUUGUCAGGUACUGUACUGGGAUUAAGGUUGAUGUGGCUGAAUUCUGAAAGCUUUCAAGAGACUCAUUUGUAUUACUUCCAGAGGUUCAGUCGAGUCUUGAAACUUUGAAAGUACUCUCUGAAAAGCCAAAUCAUCGUGAAGUAAAUUUACUUCCGUGAAACUUGAUUGGAAAAAUUCUAGUGAAGAUGUAAGUGAUGUAGCGAAAACAGAACAAAUAUGGAAACAUUGAGAGUUCUGGUUCAGGUGUGCCAUUCAAUAGGUUUUUCUGAGGCUUUGAGCUCAAAGUAAGAAGAAAUCCGUUUUUAAAACUGACUGGCCAAGCAGUCUCGUGUUCACUGUGUGAUCUGUGCGUUUAACAUUUUCAAAGCUUUUUGGGCUGCUUUGUAGAGCAUUGUGACUGUUUUUUUGAGCGUUCUGGGAGAUCAUGCGCGAAGUGCUUACCAUUCGCAGCGUUUCCUUUUUUUUCGUUUGCGCUCGCAGGAUAAUGCUGAGAUAGGAAAACUGUCGUGUUCAAAUUACCUCGUGUUCAUUUAAUUUUUUAUUAAUCGGCUCAUUUCCUUUAUUGCAAAAUUUUUUUGAUACGCGUAUUUACUCGAGUACCACGCGCUCAUUUUUUCCGAGAAAUCGGGGUAAAAAAUUAGGUACGCGUCGUAGUUCGGACAUUUUUCAAAGAUUGAAAACUUUUCUCCCCACCUGAAUUUUUUUUUGGUUCUGUUAUUAGUAUGGAAAAAAUAUGGCCAUUGAAUGCAAUUAUUGUGUGGGCUUCAAUUUAGAUUUGUAUCCAAUACCGUUUUUUCAAAUACAGUAGGCCUUGUUGUAAAUGAAAACUCGGGUGUGCGUGUGAUGCGGGGAUGAGAUUUCCCCUAAAACUUUGGCUAAAAAU